Molecule: messenger RNA, 1371 nt
Organism: Cryptomeria japonica (Japanese cedar)
Lineage: Eukaryota; Viridiplantae; Streptophyta; Pinopsida; Cupressales; Cupressaceae
Product: protein RER1B
Exons: 3
Coding region: 462-1043 (193 amino acids)
Biological process (GO): retrograde vesicle-mediated transport, Golgi to endoplasmic reticulum; protein retention in ER lumen
Cellular component (GO): Golgi membrane
Source: RefSeq, a predicted model, not a curated record
AUUGAUUUGUGCACGACAGGAAAACCCAUAAAAUAAAUCGUAUAAGGCAAAAUGAUUAUCUCUCGUUUCCGCAAACCACCUGUUAUCCAAAAGCCGUUUCCGAAGGCCAUGUGAAUUCUCAAGAAAUUUUUGUCCUAACAUUUGCAACUAUUCGCUGCUGCUUAAAACAUUUUCAUAUCGACAACUAUCGUGAACCAAAAACAAUCAAUGCCAAUCUGACUUCAGAUCGUCGUAUCAGAUUUACCCCAUGCAUUUUCUACUGUGAAAAUAUUGCCGUUUUCAGAGCUCAAUUCGAGCAAUAGUUGCUGACUUUCGAGCUACAAACAAUUGUAGAGCUUAUUCGCAUUACAGAGCUGUUUAGUACGGUAUGGCCUUAUAAAUCUGCAUGAAAACGCUAAUAUUACAAGUAAAACAAGGGUCGAAAUCCCCAACUAGGAUAAAUUAAAGCUUCAUUGAGGGUAAUGGAAGGGUUUACAGGCGAUGGAGGGCAAUCCGUGCCGCUUGCCAGAUGGAGGAGCAAUUUUUCAAGGAGAUUUCAGUACUAUUUGGAUAAAUCGACCCCGCACCCUUUACGCAGAUGGCUCGGCACUUCUGUUGCUGCGAUUAUAUACAUUUUGAGGGUUUAUUACGUGCAGGGGUUUUACAUUGUGUCUUAUGGAUUAGGGAUUUAUGUGCUCAAUUUGCUGAUAGGGUUUCUGUCUCCUCAAGUUGAUCCUGAAAUCGAAGGGAUGGAUGGGGUCUCUUUGCCAACCAAGGGUUCCGAUGAGUUCAGGCCCUUCGUUCGCAGGCUUCCCGAAUUCAAAUUCUGGUAUUCCAUUACAAAGGCAUUCUGUAUUGCGUUUCUGAUGACCUUUUUUUCGGUAUUUGACGUCCCUGUAUUUUGGCCCAUAUUAUUGUGUUAUUGGGUUGUGCUCUUUGUUCUUACAAUGAAACGCCAAAUAAUGCACAUGAUCAAGUACAAAUAUGUUCCAUUUUCUCUAGGAAAACGAAGAUAUUCGGGAAAGAAACCAGCUGGUGACAAGGCAAGUACUUCUAGAGAAUGAUUGUCAAUAUCCAAACUCUGGGUAUUCUUGUAUGUUCUUUAUGCAAAAAUGCAUAUUACUUCUGUAUAAAUUGCCUAGGGUAUUGAUCGGAAGUAAAUUGAGCCUUGCUAUAAGGUGUGUAGUUUCUAAUUAGGAAGUGUGAUAGUUGAAAGAUGAUCUUAAAAGUUAUUUGUACUUUUUUCAGCUCAACAUACGGCAGGUAAUGUAAUCUUGGGGUGCAGGUAGUUCUGAUUCGUUUUCCAUUAGUUGAGAAUCUCUAUUAUUGUUGCCUGAGUCUUAAUAUUGUUGAGAUUUGUUCUGAAUAAACUUCAGUAUACAGCUUGGAAGA